GCUUGUGUUGAGGGAGGCGUCACGUGUCCAGCUCCCGGGUCUCUGCUGGUCAUGUGGGCCAGAGCAGCGUGCUCUCCGCUCCCACCCCAGCCCGGCGCCCCCCUAGCAUGGCACCUGGCAAGUGCCCCCUCCUAUCCCCCUUCACUACGACUCUGCCGCGCGCCUCACUCCCCCGCCCCCACCAGAUGCGGCAGUGGAAAAUAUUCCCCUCUGGGCUUUCGUCUGAUAGAAACAGGAAAUACCAGACAUUUCACAUGUCCGAUAUUUCCUGGGUUUUUUUACCGGAUGGAUCCCACAAAUCCCAGACUAUCUGGGUGAUACCGGACACCUGGCAACCCUAUAAUACGUCCCUGCGACUUUGUUCCCCCGCCCUUUGCCCCAAGUGAAGACAAAAGCGACGAUCGUUCAAAACAGGUGGUGGGCCUAGCGUAGCAAUUACUGGGUGAAGCUCUCUGCUGUGUGCUAUGGAGGGGGUCCCAUUGGCUGAUCAUUAGGGUCUCUUCUGGCCAUUGAAUCUGUGAAUCCCAGGGCCUGUCUUCACUGCCUGCUGGCUGCACGGGCAGCGAUCUGCAAUGGGAGUGCAUGGACGUGAUCAGCCGACUGCCAAGCGCCCUCCUGUUGACUCUGGUACUUCACCAAAACAAAGAGUGUAGGCAGAGGUGCCUGGAGAGCGGCAGCUGUUGCUUUACACUGUGAAGACACCACGGCGAGCAGACCCAGUUUCUCACUUCUGUUCAUAUUCAAGUGACAGGAUCCGAGAACUAGCAAGACCAAAGAAGCCCAAAGCCGCCUGGGAGAACUAUAGUAGUCCCUUAGAAUGGGGGAACCAGGAGACCAUCUGGCCCCUCUCCCCGAGUGCUUUGACGGCCCGGCCGACACCACGGAUUAUGUCCCUGGCCAAGCCCAAGCAAAACGUUGAUGGGAACCUUCAGCGCAGGCGCCUCUACUUGUACAGCUGUGGCCGGGUGUCAGAGAUCUGGCAGUGCCCGCCCCGGGUGAAUGUAGCUUUACCGUUGCCUCGGACGCUGAAGCUGGCAGAACCUAAGAAAUACCAGGCAGCGUACUUCCAGCGAAGGCCUCGCAGUUCCCCGGAGUGGCUGGUGUCCACGGCGGCGCUCACCUGUGAGGCUUCCCAGCGGGUUCUGGAGCUCGCGCACCCCAAGUUAGUGCACCCUGACUUCCUGCUGGACAGAAAGGCUGAAACACAAAUUACAGGCACCGCCAGGAAGAUUCUCGCCCUUCCGCGAACACAGCGUCUGGCCCAGCCCAAGAGUCGGAAGAAUACCUUGUGCUACGACCGGGGAAGACCCGAGUGCAUGAUCCGCCCAGUACCCAGCGCCGCCCAGCAAGCCGUAGCAAGCGCUCGCACGCUGGCGUUGGCUAAAGCCAAGGGGGUGUCUCCGGAGUAUCUGCCUGUCCGGGACACCGAAUGGCUGGUGACCAAGGCAGCCAAGCGGGCAGUAGUGACGCCCAGGAUCGAGGUGCUCUCCCAGCCGUGCAAGAGGUACGUGCUCCCCCGCAGGCUGGGGGCAAGGCUGCAAGGCUGCGCAGAGAGCACUUUUCUGUGCCCCGUUCCUGCGUCUCACCCGCGGGGCUCUGGCCAGUGCAGGCAGCACAUGGCACUGUGCCAAGCAGAGUGAUUUCCUGUAGAACCCACGCGCUGGUUGUGCUGUUACAGCUGCCAGCGCACCCAGCAGUGGUGGAAUCUCAGCGCGGGAAGACGUGGCUUGGGACUGUCUCGCGGUGCACACAGGCUGAAAAGCGCUUGUACGGUUCCUGAGCCGGGAGAGCCACGCCGAGUGCCCGGCUGUAGCCCAUAGCUAGUAACGGCGCACAGCCCAGACAAUGGCAGUGCAGAAGUAUGGAUGACCUGGGCAGGCAUUGCCACCUUUCCUCCUGCACUGCUCUGGCGGGGCGCUGCCUGCAGACCUGGGUGCCUGGCCAGCAGCUGCCGCUCUCUAGCCGCCCACCUCUGAAGGCAGCUCACAAGUAAGGGUUGUAAUACCAUGAUCCUGCCCCUCACCCCUGCCACCACCCAGUUAGGGAAACGCUGGUCUCCCCUGCGGAAUCUGAAGAGUACAGGGUAAAAGUGCACAAAAGGGCAGAUGUCAUGGCCCAGGAUGUGCUUUUCACAGCCGUGAAUUUGGUAGGGCCCGACCUAUUUCAGGGCAGACUGCUAGAAAACGGGGCAGACAGCUCCCCCCAAACUGGAGGUAUAUUCUACGAUUUGAUUGCCCUGCGCCAAUAACCAAGCUGAAUGCCCGGGUCAGUAAAUCUGGAGUCAGACAGCCCCUGAGACCUCCAGCCUAUCUUGCCACCCAGAGAAACUGAACUUUGUGAUAAGAGGUUAUAGAAGCCAAACAUCACCUCCUGUUAGGUUACUCCUGACCCCUAAGGCUCAGCCACUUCCCCCAAACCAAUGGUACCCUGGACCUCCCAGCAAAGACAGUGCUGACAGCCAGUUCUCUAGUAAGCUGGCGAAAGGUUAAUUAGCUAAGAAAAAGAACGGAGAGUUACUGAGAGGUUAAAACAGGUAAAACAUAUGAACGGGCGAGUCAGUUUGUAAGGCCAAAUGUUAGUAGUAAUCUGCCAGUCUCCAAACUCUUUCAGGGUUACCCAGGGUAAUUGUGGGGAUCACCGGUAACUCACUCAAUAUUUCCACCCAGUCCAGAGAUGCAAGACUCAG
Pelodiscus sinensis (Chinese soft-shelled turtle) is the source of this 2686-nucleotide messenger RNA. The record is from RefSeq and is a predicted model, not a curated record. NCBI's taxonomy places the organism in Eukaryota, Metazoa, Chordata, Testudines, Trionychidae.